Racocetra persica is the source of this 142-nucleotide messenger RNA. NCBI's taxonomy places the organism in Eukaryota, Fungi, Glomeromycota, Glomeromycetes, Diversisporales, Gigasporaceae. The record is from the annotation of a GenBank genome assembly.
CAAGAUUAUUGAUUGUCAGUAAUAAUGAAGGCAAAGUAUUUAAGCAUUAUUCGAAACCAGUUGACGCAGAUAGAGCUAAUAAUAUUAGUCUUGUAAAGUGUGAAAUUCAAAUAUCAGCUAUACGUGAUCAAAACUUUUCAAA